CGCGCGAACAACAACAGGCGAAACAGAAGAAGGCGCAAGAGGCAGCAAAGCUUGCGACACCUGGUAUCAAGGUGAAUCAAGUGUCAGAACAAGAACUCGCAAGCGAACGAUCUCCACUUUUACCGCGAUCGCCGGCGUCGAACGAUGGAGAAGGAGAAGGAGAAGAGGAGGAGGAGGAGGAAGAGAGGCGGCCGUCGUGGCCGGGGAGCAUAGAAUUCGCACAUUUGCCUUGGUACAGGCGACCAUCGAUAUGGUGGGUUCUAUGCCCAUUCUUCAUCAUGGCUUGCGCAUUUGGUGGCAUCAUUGCGCCGAAGAUGAAUUUGAUCUUGGAUUUGGUGUGUCGAGAAUACAUUGCGGAGCGAUCGAUGGUGCCUGGAUUUGCCAUGGCUCCGGUCGAUUUCAACGGUGGCGACAAUGACCAGUGCGCCAUACCUGAGGUGUCCGCGAGGACGUCGAUGUUUUACUUGUGGGGCUCCGUCAUUGCUGGAGUGUUGUCUGCUAUCAGCGCUCCGAAGCUGGGCGCACUCUCGGAUCGCUAUGGACGCAAGCCGAUUCUUAUCGCUACGAGUCUUGGAACGAUCUGCGGCGAGAUCAUCACCAUCUGUGCGGCAACUUUCCCGACCAAGUUCCCAGUCUGGGUGCUGCUUGCCAGCUAUGCUCUGGAUGGACUGACUGGAUCCUUCAUGCUGGCCAUGUCCAUCGCGAAUGCCUAUGCCACCGACUGCACGCCGCCGAAUGUACGGGGCGUCGCAUUUGGAUAUUUUCACGGAUGCUUGUUUACCGGCCUCGCACUUGGACCUAUCGUUGCAGGUUACAUCGUGAAGUGGACAGGCAAGAUUGCAAUCAUAUUUUGGGUUAUGGCUGGUGUGCACGUCGGCUUUGUCUUGUUCAUUGGACUGGCAGUGCCGGAAUCUUUGUCGAAGAAACGACAACAGCUGGCACGGGAGAAGCAUGAGGACCUCAUGUCGCAGCGUGAUCCGAAUUCAGACUGGAUCAAUCAACUGCGUUCGCUGAACCUGCUUGAACCUCUCCGCAUUCUUCGACCCAAGGGUCCUGGAAGCAGUCGAGCUCUCCGACGAAAUCUUCUGGUGCUCUCGGCUGUCGACACCAUCGUCUUUGGAGUUGGAAUGGGCAGCAUUGCUGUCGGGAUCAUAUACGUGCGCCAGCAAUUCGGAUGGGAAACAUUUGAAUCUGGCAAAUACAUGACGAUUGUCAACAGCAGUCGAGUGAUUUGUCUGCUGGUCGUCCUGCCAUUGCUCACUCGCCUGGUGCGUGGGAAGGCUGAUCAGCUACGAAGCAAGAACACGGGGUGCGACAACUUCGACUUGUUCAUUCUUCGAUUUGCCAUCUUCUUUGAUGUGUUGGGAUAUCUUGGCUAUACACUUGCUAGGUCUGGUCCAGUAUUCAUUCUUUCUGGAGUCAUCGCUUCGGUUGGUGGCAUUGGAUCGCCAACCCUACAAUCGGCACUCACGAAACACGUGCCUCCCGAUCGUACUGGACAACUGCUCGGGGCCAUUGGACUACUGCAUUCUCUCGCGAGAGUCGUAGCGCCCGCAGUCUUCAGCGCCAUCUUCGCCGCCACCGUAGGCAAAUUUAACCAGACGGUGUUUGUGUGUUUGUGCGCCACGUUUUUCUGCGCUUUCAUCGUGAGCUGGUUCAUCAAGCCUGGAACGACGAAGACAAGGCGGAGCACGAGGAGGAGGAAGAGGAGCAGGAAGCACGUCGAUACAGAAAUAAAUUGGCCAUCGUAGACGCGGUUGCUGACGUGGGCCGUCAGAUUCGAGAUUUGGUCUCACGGCGGCGAUAACACAUUGCCUUGUGCGCUCAGAGUGUAUCAGGAGGAGCGGGAGGCGCGUCGCCUGGACAGGAACAUUUUUUUUUCUUGCAUCGAACAGCAUUUACGGUGGGCGUUUUGAGGGUUGUGAUACCACACGCAUGUAUGCGAUAUGCGAUAUAUGUAUGAGCAGACAAGCGGCCACGCGGGCCAUUUCUACCAGCAGCAUGAUGAAUGCACGACUGAGACGCAGAAAUGUGAUAUGGCCAUCAGCAUCCCGUGUCAGUAGCCUCUCACACGAGCUUCCGCAGUCGCGGGCG
Molecule: messenger RNA, 2094 nt
Organism: Pseudocercospora fijiensis CIRAD86
Lineage: Eukaryota; Fungi; Ascomycota; Dothideomycetes; Mycosphaerellales; Mycosphaerellaceae
Exons: 2
Coding region: 279-1751 (490 amino acids)
Biological process (GO): transmembrane transport
Cellular component (GO): membrane
Molecular function (GO): transmembrane transporter activity
Source: RefSeq, a predicted model, not a curated record